Molecule: messenger RNA, 960 nt
Organism: Trifolium pratense (red clover)
Lineage: Eukaryota; Viridiplantae; Streptophyta; Magnoliopsida; Fabales; Fabaceae
Exons: 2
Coding region: 1-960 (319 amino acids)
Molecular function (GO): catalytic activity
Source: RefSeq, a predicted model, not a curated record
AUGAAGAUUAUGUCCUUGAAUUUACGUGGGUGGGGUAAUACAGCUAAACGACGUCGUUUGAGCUCGUUGUUAAAAUCAGGUGCUUUCGAUAUAUGUUUGUUGCAAGAAACAAAAAGAUCUACUUUUGAUGACUUUAUGAUUCAUAACUUGUGGGGUCAUAAAGAUGUUGAAUGGGUGCUGAAAGAAUCUAUUGGUUUAUCAGGUGGUUUAUUGUCAGUUUGGAAUAAGGAGUUAUUCUCUUUUCAGUAUAGCUUCACAGGAGAUGGCUUUUUAGGUGUGUGUGUUGAAUGGAAUUCUGGCUUGCUGUACAUUGUUAAUAUCUAUUCUCCGUGUAGUAUGUCAGGAAAGCGGAAGCUUUGGAAAGACUUGAUAGAUUUUAAAUUGAACAAUGCAAAGGGUGAUUGGUGUCUAGGAGGAGACUUUAACGCGAUCUUGAAUUUGGGAGAAAGAAAAGGCAGCAGUGGAGGAAGGAGCCCGGUGGAGAGGUAUGAAUUUGAUCAGUUUAUUAAUGUUAUGGAAGUGAUUGAUAUACCUGUUUUGGGAAAGAAAUUUUCCUGGUUUAAUUCGGAUGGCUCAGCUAUGAGUCGUUUGGACCGAUUUUUACUAUCUGAAGGCUUUAUUGAGAAAGGAGGCAUAUCCAAUCAAUGGAUUGGUGAUCGUGACAUUUCCGACCAUUGUCCUAUAUGGCUUGUGUGUACUAAUCUCGAUUGGGGUCCUAAGCCUUUCAAGUUUAACAACUGUUGGUUAGAGCAUCCGAACUUCAUGUCUUUUGUUGCUGACGUUUGGGAAACGACGGUGAUUAGAGAGCGCCUGAAGGUGUGGAAUCGUGAGGUUUUCGGUCUUCUUGAUCUCAACAUUGAUAAAACUGUGAAGGAACUGAAUGAGAUAGAGGAAUUGGCCGCUAACGGGAUCGAUGAUCCUUCCUCUCACAAUACAAAGGAUUUGGUCAAAAAAUUCUAG